Molecule: messenger RNA, 819 nt
Organism: Fusarium sp. VM40
Lineage: Eukaryota; Fungi; Ascomycota; Sordariomycetes; Hypocreales; Nectriaceae
Source: the annotation of a GenBank genome assembly
AUGGCAUCAUCGCAUCAGUAUCGCAACUCGUACUUUGACACUACUGAGCAAUCCCGUCGUCAACAGCGCACUCGCUCCAGCGAGGGUACCGUCAGCACCACUAUGAGCUCGUCGACGGGCCGCGAGUCGGCAGCGACUCACGUUACAGAAGCACCAACCUUUUCCAAGAAGAUUGUUGUUGUUGGCGAUGGUGGCUGUGGCAAGACCUGUCUGCUCAUCAGUUACAGCCAAGGUUACUUCCCAGAGAAAUAUGUACCUACCGUGUUUGAGAACUACAUCACCUAUCCUAUCCAUUCACCCACCGGUAAGACUGUGGAGCUUGCAUUGUGGGAUACUGCAGGCCAAGAGGAAUAUGACCGUCUCCGACCGCUCUCAUACCCAGAGACCGACUUGAUCUUUGUAUGCUUUGCUAUCGACUGCCCGAACUCCCUAGACAAUGUCCUUGAUAAGUGGUAUCCCGAGGUUCUCCACUUCUGCCCCUACACUCCUCUAGUCCUUGUCGGCCUCAAGUCAGAUCUUCGCUACAAGAGGGCCUGUAUUGAUAUGCUCAAGACACAGGGUCUUACGCCAGUCACUACGGAGCAGGGCAUGACUGUUGCGAAGAAGAUGAGCGCCCAGUACAUGGAGUGCAGUAGUAAAGAGAUGACAGGAGUCGACGAGAUUUUUGAGCAGGCUAUCAACACUGUCGUCGCUAAUGACCGGAAAACCAUUGAAGCAGCAGCAGCAUCAGGUUCUUCUAAGGAAGGCAAGUCAUCAUCAUCAUCAACACCUGGGGUGGGACAGAUUAAGAGGAAGAAGAGAAGGUGUCCGAUCCUCUAA